AUGCGGUGUGCCGCCGAAGCAGCCAGAAAGGAGGUUGCACGCAUGCGUGCAGCCGAAGAGAGUACUUCCCUUGCUUCAGCAACAGGCGAUUCUUCGCCUGUGUCGCAAGCGAGCAACAGGAAGUGCCUGUUGCGAAAAUUCCACGUGGUGAGUCACCACGUGCUACAGAUGCAUCCGCUGCGUCUGCAGCGGGUGUCGCGACUCGCAACGUGGAUGAGUUUGAAAUAG
Molecule: messenger RNA, 228 nt
Organism: Peronospora matthiolae
Lineage: Eukaryota; Oomycota; Peronosporomycetes; Peronosporales; Peronosporaceae
Source: the annotation of a GenBank genome assembly